Molecule: messenger RNA, 2595 nt
Organism: Dracunculus medinensis (Guinea worm)
Lineage: Eukaryota; Metazoa; Nematoda; Chromadorea; Rhabditida; Dracunculidae
Source: the annotation of a GenBank genome assembly
CUGAGCAAAAAAACAACUAUUGAUCCGCAAUAUGUGUUUUCGCCAGAAAAUGCUCCUUGGCGAUACGAAUAUGAGGUGCUUCGACAACAUUGGCCCUUAGAUGAACAAAAUUUCUGGCCAGGAAAGAGUUAUGAUUAUAAUGGAUAUGUUGAUAUAAUUGCUGCUGGCAUAGCAGAUAAAUUCAAGGGGCGACCGAACAUGCUACUCGAAAAUUAUUUAAAUGAACUUAGCCGCAUUAAUCAGUACAUUAUAUAUAAUUUAACUGUGCCUUUCGACCACAGUGGAAAGCAUUAUGAAGUUGGCUUCACAGAUAUUUGUUUGUCAUAUGAAUGGAAAUGUUAUCAUAAUGAUCAUAUCACAAUGCUUAUGCCAAAACAUAGGUGGGGUAAUUUCAGCGGAAGACUUGCUGAAUUCACCGACGAUAUCAUAAAAAAUGAGGUAAAAAUAACGUAUCCAAUUGGUUGGCGUGGAACUGAACCGAUUUACUUUGGCGCACUUAUAGGUGCUCCUAAUCUUAUUGAUGAAGAAGGUCAUUUUAAUUAUGUACGAGCUAUACGGCUGACAUAUAAUGUUCGCAAUGGCAAAGUAGGUGAUAUUAGCUACCGAUGGCGAAAAAAAGUUACUAGUUAUUUAGCCAAUAAAGAAAAUCCACCAUCAAGAAUCCUUGAAUUUGGACUUUAUCACAAUGAAAGUCUUCCCGAGGGGCUUCAACAAGUUGCAGAUGAACUAAUACCAACGUUCAUAUGCACAUUUGCAAUAUUAUUUGCUUUAUGUGCAUUGAAUGCAAUCGUUUUUCUCGAUCAUAGCAACUACUUGGCAGUCGAUUGGGUUCGAAGCAAACCUGUUACUACGAUAAAAUUCAUACUUCCCAUAAUGACGCUUCUCACUGAUUUUUUCCUGUAUCUUACUGGAUAUAUUAUUCAAGGUAUCGGAAUAGAUGAUAUGUUUAUUAUGACAGCAGUGUGGCACCGCACGAAUCCGAAUUUAAGCGCCUCAAAACGUCUCGCGGUAACAUUAUCUGAAGCCGCUACAGCAGUAUCUAUCACAUCAAUUACUGACUUGCUAUCAUUUGGUAUUGGCUGUUUCACUUCACUUCCUAGCGUGCAACUUUUUUGUUUAUAUACAACGUCAGGCAUUUUUUUCACCUACAUAUAUCAGCUAACAUUUUUCACUGCUAUUAUGGCAUUCUCUGGUGAUUGGGAAGCCAAAGGAUUGCAUGUGAUUACUUUUAAACCUGCAUUUGAUCCUAAUAAAGCAAGUUACAGAAAGCGAAGAAACAUUCUAUAUAGCCCUAAACAAAAGAAUUGUAUCAAAUUGUUUUUAAUCAUAAUUCAAACAAACUUUUCCAAGGAUUCAUCGUGGCAUGAUGAUCGCGAUACGUUAAUUUCGAAAAUUUUUCGGCAAUUCUAUGGUCCUUUUUUGCUCGAUAAUUUGACAAAAAAAAUUGUUAUUUUUAUUUAUAUGAUUUAUACAUCGCUGUCGAUUCUUGGUUGCAUAAACGUUAAAGAAGGACUUAAUCCGAAAUUUCUCGUUAAAGAAACGUUCUACUUGAAUAAAUUUUAUGUGCUUAUGGAUGAGACUUUUUGGAAUGAAGGUCUUCAGAUGCAACUCGUUGUUAAUUCACCGCCAGAUUUUUUUAAUCUUUCACAAAAAGCAAACUUCAAGUCAAUGAUAAGUGAAUUCGAGAAUACUCACUAUACGAUGAAACAUAAUGCAACUAUGUUUUGGCUUGAUGCGUUUGAACUCGAAUUAAAAAAACAACGCGAAGAAUUUAAAAUUCCAUCCCCAACAACCGAAGAAUGGUAUGAAAAAUGUCAAGAAUGGCUGAUUGUAGCAGGUGGUAGAAGACUUUGGGAGAAAGAUAUGCGAUGGUGUACAAACCAAUUGAAACCAUUCAAUCAUUUGUGCGCUUUUCGUCUUCAAUUAGGACUGCGUAAUUAUCGAACUCCAACUGAUCAUAUGCGCAGUGCACAAAUGAUGCGAAAAAUUGCAGCAAAAUAUCCACAGUUCAAUAUUUCCACAUUUCAUGAAUAUUAUCCAUUUGCAGAUCAAUAUAUUGAACUCAAACCUGCACUGAUCAGGAACUGCAUUUUGGCUUUGUUAUCGAUGUUUAUUGUUUCCUUUAUUAUGAUACCGAAUUGCUGGGCCGCUUUUAUAAUAGCCGGAGCAAUAUUAAACAUUGAUAUCGGCGUUAUCGGUUUUAUGACAUUUUGGGAAAUUCGACUGGAAAGUGUUUCAAUGAUUACUAUUAUAAUGAGUAUUGGAUUCGCUGUGGAUCUAUCAGCUCAUAUUGGCUAUGCAUACGUGAAGGCUGAUGGCGAUAAGAACCAAAAGGCUAUCCAAGCUUUAGAAAACAUCGGAUGGCCAGGUGCUUUUUCGACAAUGAUAGGAAUAUCAUUAUUGGCCUCUAUUGACGCAUAUAUCGUGCAAAUUUUUUUUAAAACAAUUUUUCUCGUUAUUACUUUCAGCCUUAUCCAUGGUUUAGUCUUUCUGCCAGUUUUCCUAACUAUUUUUCUUCCCCAUACAUAUAUUCAUAAAAAGUUUGAUACCAUAAGGGAUAUAGAAUUUCACAUUAAAUCAGAAAAUUUCAAUUAG